Coccomyxa subellipsoidea C-169 is the source of this 639-nucleotide messenger RNA. RefSeq names its product Yip1 domain-containing protein. The record is from RefSeq and is a predicted model, not a curated record. Gene Ontology annotation, cellular component: membrane; Golgi apparatus. Gene Ontology annotation, molecular function: small GTPase binding. Lineage: Eukaryota; Viridiplantae; Chlorophyta; Trebouxiophyceae; Coccomyxaceae. Bases 1 to 639 code for a protein of 212 amino acids. Gene Ontology annotation, biological process: vesicle-mediated transport. The transcript is spliced from 6 exons.
AUGUUCAACCUGAAGAACUACCGCAAGUACUUUAAUGUGGACACUCAGGAUGUGCUGAUCAGAAUGAAGGACUCUGUGGUGGGCGCCCUGAAGCCGGACUUCUUCGAGAAGACGACAGACAAUGCAGACCUGUAUGGGCCGUUCUGGAUUGCAACCACGCUGGUUUUUGUGACGGCAGUGACUGGGAACUAUGCAUCCUAUGUGUCGUACCACCACAAGCAUGCAGCAGCCACUGGCAGCGAGACACAGGCCUGGUACUAUGACAUCGACAAGGUGGGCUACAGCGCCAUUGUGUUCUAUGGCUAUGUGGGUGUCAUCGGACUGACCCUGUGGGCCAUGCUCAAGUGGUGGUUCAAGUCCGACGUGGCUCUCGCGCAAGUCUGGUGCAUAUAUGGCUAUGCGUUGAGCAUCUACAUCCCCAUCUCCUUUGUAUGCGUGGUGCCCUACGAGGCAGUGCGGUGGGCCAUGAUUGCCGUUGCCACUGUGCUGUCGGGCCUCUUCCUGCUGCUCAACUUCAAGGGUCCUAUCUUUGAUGUGGCUGGUGCCAAGGCGUUCCCUGUGUGGCUUGGGCUGGGCGCGCUGCAUGUGGGCCUGGGCCUGGCGCUCAAGCUGUACUUCUUCCAGUACUGGAGCUCGUGA